Molecule: messenger RNA, 1206 nt
Organism: Musa acuminata AAA Group (dessert banana)
Lineage: Eukaryota; Viridiplantae; Streptophyta; Magnoliopsida; Zingiberales; Musaceae
Product: F-box/kelch-repeat protein At1g57790-like
Exons: 2
Coding region: 1-1206 (401 amino acids)
Molecular function (GO): protein binding
Source: RefSeq, a predicted model, not a curated record
AUGGCGGAGGAAGAGCGGGAGGAAGCAACGACGGCCAAGGAAGCGGCGGAGGCGUUCACGGCCUAUGAGAUGCUGGCGGCCGAAGCUUUGGUAAUUCUAAGUCAAAGCGGCGCCACGGUGUCGACCUCGGAGGCGCGGAAUACGCCUCCUCCAUUGCCUGCAGAAACAUCGACUCCCGCGAGCAACAAGAAGCGAAGGAAGAGGAAACAGCGAGUCAUGGCCUAUGUUCCCGUCGACGUCGUCGAGUUGAUCUUGAUGCGUAUGAACCCCAAAGACGCCGUGCGCCUCGGCACAUCGUGCAAGGAUUGGACAGCCGCGGCCGCGCGAGUCGACCCGACCAAGCGGAAAGCCCCGUGGCUGCUCGUCCAGACGAAUUCCAAUACCACCUGCGCCCUGCAGAGUGUGACGGACCCGAAACUCUCGUUCAAGAUCAGAAUCCAUGGUUUUGUGCUUCGACAUUACCACUUCGGUGGUUCCUGGAACGGUUGGCUGGUGCUGCAGCCCAACCGGCGCGGUCAGAUAUCAUUAUUGAACCCCUUCUCUCGCGCACGGUGGGACCUCCCUAUCCUCCCUCGCGGCGGCCUUCCGUCACGCUCGCUCUUUUAUAUGUCUUCGGCUCCGACGACCUCCGGCUGCGUCCUCUUCGUGCGCAAACUUACAACGCUCUACGUUUGGAGUCCGGGGCACGAGUUUUGGACCGCAGAACAUGUGGAAGCCACAGAAUUUAAUUCGAUUGUAAGCGUGCAAGGGCAAUUCUACGCGAUGAACAAAGAGGGGAGGUUGAUAAGUUUCCGAGUAUUCCCACUCCAGAUCAAGGAGCUCCAUGUGUGCCGACCUCCCGUGUAUAAUUGUUCCCGCCAAGAGCGGUUCUUGGUUGAAUCUUGCGGGGAGAUACUGUACGUGGUGAUAGCGGAACAUGAGUCCACAGAGAUGAGCGUGUUCCGGCUGGAUUUGAGGAACAGGGCGUGGGUGAAGACGACGAGGUUGGGAGAUCGAGCGCUCUUCCUGCACUGGAAACAGGGGAUCUCGGUGUCUGCUGGUGAAACCGGGUGCAAAGGUAACUGUGUCUACUACAGCAGUCGAUACGACUCUUGUAAUGUUUGGGCGGUUUAUGAUUUGGAGAAACAAAGCUUCACCCGUUUUCCGAGAAGACAUUGCCCACAUCGAUCCGUCCAUGACAACGUGUGGAUCACUCCGGAGAAUUGA